AGGGCGAGAGAGAAUAGUUACGAAUCUGGGUAGGGCCUGAUUGCGAACCGACGUUAUGGCAAACAAUCUUACGAACAUCACAUGCCCGGAUUAUACUCAAUUUCGCUGCAAUACAGGAAUUAUUCUGCCACUUAUCAUCGAAUCAACAUGGAGUGACGGCUUUCGGGGCUUUAUUUAUCUCACCGGGUUACUAUGGAGCUUCUUAGCUAUCUCUAUAAUUGCCGAUAUCUUUAUGUGCGCAAUCGAAGUGAUCACCAGCAAAACGACCGAGGUGAAAGUGGCUCGCCCUGAUUUAGAGGAGGGAUUUGAAACGGUUAAAGUCCGAGUAUGGAAUGACACGGUAGCCAAUUUGACCCUUAUGGCAUUGGGUUCUUCUGCUCCAGAGAUAUUGCUCUCGGUUAUUGAAAUUGUUGGGAAUAAGUUUCACGCUGGAGAACUUGGGCCAGGAACCAUUGUUGGAUCUGCUUCUUUCAAUUUAUUUGUAAUUAUUGCUGUGUGUGUAUAUUCCAUACCUGAUGGCGAAAAGCGAAGAAUCCAUAGAAUGAAAGUCUUCCUAACUACUGCGUUUUUCGCCGUGUUUGCCUACGGUUGGAUUUAUAUAGUCUUGGCUGUCCAAACUCCAAAUGAGGUUGAGAUUUGGGAAGCAUGCGUUACUUUUGCAUUUUUUCCUGUUCUUGUCAUCCUUGCUUUUCUAGCGGAUAAAGAUAUUUGCAUGAAAAAGGAGCCAAAAGAUAAAAGGCUGGAGAUUGAACUUGGAAAUGUAAAUGAAGAUACCGUCCUUAUGAAGCGGCCAAAAAGUGAAGACGAUCGAAUGCAGGAGGUAGUGUCUGCUUUCAUGAGAUCCAUGGAUAAACCAGAGAAGAUAACGGAAGAAGAUGCUUCUAACAUUGCAGCUCUUAAGAUGCAGGAUGAAAUGCCACACAGUAGAGCAUGGUAUCGUGUCAAAGUAUCUCGGGAGUUGUUGGGUGGACAACGAAUUAAUCCGAGGAUCAGCAGCAACCUCCAGCGGGUUCUUCAUGGAGCAUCAACAGAACAGCUUGCGGCAACGGUGGCUUUAGGCAACGGUGCUGCGACUACCAACCAGCGCAUCGUAGAAGUAGACGGCCUUCUCGGCUACGAUGUCAAACUGACAACUGAGAUUGAGUUUGAUGCGGUUUCGUGCUCUGUUAUGGAGAACUGUGGAACCGUAAAGAUCAUUGUGGUCAGAACGGGAGAUUUAUCCGCGGAUGCAAGUGUGAGUUAUGAGACCUUCGACGGUACAGCCAAUGCAGGCGACGAUUAUGUUUCGGUGUCGGGAACUCUGACCUUCGGGCCGAAGGAAACGCGCAAGGAGAUUGAGAUCGAAAUUAUUGACGACAAUGUUUGGGAACCAGACGAAACAUUCUUUGUCAAACUAUCCAUCCCAGAAAGCGACUUAAAAGAAAACGGAAGAAAUUACGUCAAACUCGGUCGCAAAGUUAUCAACCAAAUCACUAUUAUCAACGAUGACGAACCUGGGACAAUUGAAUUUACCAAACCAAGUUAUUUGGUAAAGGAAAGCAUAGGAACUGCUUAUAUUCCACUUCAAAGAACAUAACGGGGCGGAUGGGAUCGUUAAUGUCGAAUACAGGACGAGUGACGUCAGCGGUAAGGACGGAGUGCAUUACCGUGGCAAGCAAGGAACUGUCACGUUCGAACAUGGAGAGGACCUCAAAAAUAUCGACAUUGAAAUUAUAAACGACCACAAAACGAAAAAGGACGAAAACUUUCAGAUCACCAUAUUAUCAGUAUCUGGAGGUGCGACACUCGGUCAUACACAGAAGACGGUUGUAACAGUGGUUGGAGACGACGAAUUCGACGGUCUUGUGCGCCGAGUUGUUGCUAAGACGCAUCUUAAGCUGCUGAAAAUGAAACUUGGUUCACAAUCGUGGACUGAACAGUUUACGCAAGCAAUGACCGUCAACGGAGGAGAUACGGAAAGCGCUACAGCUGCAGACUACGCCAUGCAUUUCCUCACGUUUGGUUUUAAAGUGAUAUUCGCUAUUGUACCACCACCAUCUAUUUGGGGAGGCUGGGCUUGCUUUGCUGUUUCCCUUGGUUUUAUUGCUAUCCUUACAGCAAUAGUGGGAGACCUGGCUGGUAUCUUUGGAUGUAUUAUUGGACUUAAGCCUACAGUGGUUGCUAUCACAUUUGUUGCCCUUGGAACCUCGCUCCCGGAUCUUUUCGCAAGCAAAAUUCUGGCCACUACGGAACCAUAUGCAGAUAACAGCAUUGGUAACGUCACAGGCAGUAACAGUGUCAACGUCUUCCUUGGCCUCGGCCUUCCGUGGGUGAUUGCUUCGAUCUACUGGAAAGUAACGGCGAAUAUCAACUUCCCGGUUGAUGCUGGGUCAACGGGCUUCAGUGUCGCCCUGUACUCUGUGGCUGCCAUUAUAGCAAUCGCAACCCUGAUUGCACGUCACUAUGCACCUAUACUGGGCGCUGCAGAACUUGGUGGACCAAAGAUCCCGAAGAUAGUCACUGUCGUGUUUUUCAUACUUCUCUGGCUGCUUUAUGUUCUGUUGUCUUCUCUACAAGCGUACGGCCACAUAGCUGGUUUCUAAUCACAUAUUGGCCGUGUUUUAUCACUUUGGAGCAAUUGCAGAGGCCAGUGCACUCAUCUUCAACAUAAAUCCAGAAAAAAAAACUGGUUCUUAUCGCUUUUUAUCAAAUCAAACUUUUGCCCAUAGUUCAACCAGUUGGACACUUUUUAAAGUAUUAUUUAAACCGAUAUAAUAACAAAACCAAAACUUCUGGCUCGACAUAGAAACUCUUUACUGUAUCUUGUCAUCUUAUUAAUUUUUAGCACGCCUGCUUUGAACAUUCCUAGUCUGUCCUUGAUAUUCUUCCUAACGAGAGUGAAUUUGUGUUCUCACACAUCUGUUCUAACGCCUUGUUAACUAGUAUCGUGGUUGAAUGUAUGUUAUGUUCCGCCUCUGUCAAAACUCGCACGCAUUAAGCACUUUAUUUAGCAGUAGUAAUCAUUUAGCAUAUUGAUGGCCGGUUGAUUUUAGUGGUCAUAACAUAAUUCCUGCGUGCGAACACAAUAUAACUGUGUAUAUAUUUUCUAUACUAGAUUUAAAAUGGGUUGAACUUAAUCAAUUAUUAGUACAUUCCGAUCUUUUUUAUAUAAAAAUAUAAAGAUCCACUCACCGCU
This is a messenger RNA of Ciona intestinalis (vase tunicate), 3175 nucleotides long. Lineage: Eukaryota; Metazoa; Chordata; Ascidiacea; Phlebobranchia; Cionidae. The record is from RefSeq and is a predicted model, not a curated record.